This is a messenger RNA of Armigeres subalbatus, 1576 nucleotides long. RefSeq lists its product as uncharacterized. The record is from RefSeq and is a predicted model, not a curated record. The coding region runs from base 130 to 921 and encodes 263 amino acids. Lineage: Eukaryota; Metazoa; Arthropoda; Insecta; Diptera; Culicidae. The transcript has 3 exons. Gene Ontology annotation, cellular component: cytoplasm.
UGAUUUGACGUUUUAUUUUCUCAUCGUAAACAAAGUCGAACGAAACUUGCUUGGAAUCUCCUCAGGUUUGGAUAUUCUAAAAUCCCAAAUUCUCGUGACGUAAAUUUCAACCGUUAUUUCAAUAAAAAUAUGGUGAAAUGUCUGCUCUAUUACAUAAGUUUGACCGUGAUUAUUGCAGUUGCGGAAAAAGACGAAUGGAAAGGAGAAUGGUUUCCCAGUGUUCCGGAAUCGAAGGCAAUCCCACAAGACGAGCACGGACGGAUCCUGAUGGGCGUAGAUAAUCCGGAUUGUGACGAUGCCCAUAAGAAUCUGACGAUUGAUUUCGAUCCGUACGACGUUCGCCAUUCCACUGUGUUCAUGUGUUUGGAUAACAGGCAUGACUAUAGCGGCGAUUACAAUAUGGAACCGCUGAUAACGUUGUACGAUAUUCCGGAUGCGUACGUAGCUAUUCACAAGUGUAUGAACACCAGUAUUGACUAUGAAGAACGGAUUCCAACUUUUGGUACACAUCGCCCGCUUUGGCCAAGGUACGGAGAAUAUGAAUACGUCCCUACGCAACGCUGGCUUCAUAACGCGGAGCAUGGUGCCGUCGUCGCUCUCUACCAUCCAUGCGCAAACAAGGAUCAAGUUGAGCAACUGAGAAACAUCGUCAAGAGAUGCCUUUAUAGACACAUAAUCACUCCGUCGAUACUGCCAUCCAAGGAUCGUCCGUUCGCGCUUGUAGCGUGGGGAGCAUUACUGGAGUUCUCGGUUCUACAACAAGAAGUUGUGGAAGAUUUCAUUCGAGAGCAUGCCUUGAGGGGUCCGGAACAAACGUCUCGCGACGGCCAAUAUGACCACUUGCUGCUGGUACCAGCAACGGUUGUUUCCACAAUUGAUGAUGAACAACUCUGUCCAAAGCAGCACAGAAGGAGGGAUUGAGGCAAAUACGCUAGGCAGGUAAGCUCUAUUGGCGUUAUGCGAUUUAAUACACCCAUACUUUGCCAUUCAAUGUAAACAGUGAUACCCUAGAAUCUUUUGAAGAGCAUUUUAUAAUGUAGUAUAGUUACAAGCAACGAAAAUAGCCCCGGAGACGGUUUAUAGAUAGCUGAUUUUUAUGGAAAAGUUAUGCCCCACCAUGGACUUUUCAAUUCCAGUACUAAUAUCUGUAUACAAAUUUUUGAUAUAAAUAUAUGAACAUGCUUUUAUGUGAAUGAUUAAUUUACUUAGGCAUAAGACGAGUUAGUACCGUUCCAUUUAAAUCCACCAAUUGAUUUUAACUUUACAUAUGCGACCUCUGCAGUAACAUCGUCUUCAGUGUCUUGUUCUUGACGUAGUUGAGAUACUGAAGGUGACCUGCUGAAAUGAAAAUACACAUUUGUAAAGUAACAAUCAGAUGAUGGAGUUAAAUAGGACAGUGCUAACUCGUCCUAUUAUAAUUAAAGGCAUUGCACUGGAUGCUUUAAAUAAUUUUCUAUUUAAAAUGAACAAUUGUUAGAAUAUUUGCCACAAUUAUUUUUUACAUUCAAAUCAUGGAAACAAAAAAACUUGGUACUACCACUACGAAUAUACAAAAAUAAAAUCUAUAUAAACAAUA